CUGUCAAGAGGGACCCUGGGGCAGGGGUCAGGUCUGAGCUGCUUGCUGUUUGUCUGGGUGGAGCCUGUCCCAACACUGUUUACCCACCCUUGCUGGGCCCCAAAGCCCCUCGGUGAGCAGCAGCUGCGAGUCUGCCCUGAGUCCUGAGGGUGCCGUGCUGCCUGCUGUGGACCCCGCAGCCGUGCCUCUGUUUCUGGAGGAAACCAGAGUCAGCCAAGACCUCUGACCCACUGCUGGAGCCAUGGUUCAUGGAUACAAAGGAGUCACAUUCCAAAACUGGGCAAAGACCUAUGGCUGCUGCCCAGAGAUGUACUAUCAGCCCACGUCCGUGGAGGAGAUCAGAGAGGUGCUGGCCCUGGCCAGGCAGCAGAACAAGCGGGUGAAAGUGGUGGGUGGUGGCCACUCGCCCUCGGACAUUGCCUGCACCGAUGGCUUCAUGAUCCACAUGGGCAAGAUGAACCGGGUCCUCCAGGUGGACACAGAGAAGAAGCAGGUGACCGUGGAGGCUGGCAUCCUCCUGGCUGACCUGAACCCACAGCUGGACAAACAUGGCCUGGCCUUGUCUAACUUGGGAGCCGUGUCAGAUGUGACUGCAGCUGGCGUCAUUGGGUCCGGAACACACAACACGGGGCUCAAGCACGGCAUCCUGUCCACCCAGGUUCUUGACAACCUGGACAGCCACCUGAAGAAAUCCGAAUACUUCCGCUUCCUCUGGUUCCCACACAGCGAGAACGUCAGUGUCAUCUACCAGGACCACACCAACAAGCCUCCCUCUUCUUCUGCCAACUGGUUCUGGGACUAUGCCGUUGGAUUCUACUUACUGGAGUUCCUGCUCUGGAUCAGCACUUUCCUGCCGGGCCUCGUGGGCUGGAUCAAUUGCUUCUUCUUCUGGCUCCUGUUCGCCAGGAAGAAAGAGAGCAGCAACCUCAGCUACAAGAUCUUCACCUAUGAGUGUCGUUUCAAGCAGCAUGUCCAGGACUGGGCCAUCCCCAGGCACAUGGACACAGGGGUGCCUGUUUGCAGCCCCACUGAGAUGCCAGCUCCAGGGAAUGAGGCCUGUUGUAUCUGGUUGCUUCCACAGGCCCACAACUGCACCCGGAAGGAUUUUGAGAAAAUGUAUCCUGCCUUUCCAAAGUUCUGUGCCAUCCGAGAAAAGCUGGACCCCACUGGGAUGUUUCUGAAUGCAUACCUGGAGAAGGUGUUCUACUGAAGCAAAGAGAAAACAAGUCGAGCCCACCCCAUCCACCCCCAGAGCAACCCAUGAUGAGGCUAAAGGCUCAGUGUUCCACUUGCCUGAUGGAAAACAGACCUUUCCCCCUAUGCCCUCUGCUAUAGAGCCCAAAGCUGCUCUGACCCGCAGCAAUCGGCCUAGUUCUGGGCAGGACUCCUACCUCCUUUAUCCUCACAGCAACCCUAUGCAAGGAAAAGCACCCGAAUCCCCAUUUACAUCUCUAGGUGGCACCCCCUUUUCCUGAGCCUACAAUUACCACAUCCUGUUUUCCCAGGAGAUAGAGAUGUCCCAAAAUGUUAUGUUUGUCUAGGAGCUCAAGGAUUCAGUCGUUCACUGGCUCCACCUGCCAGCUGGAUGUCUGUAGCUCCAGGGGUCCCCUCUCCCACCCUCUUAGGAAAGGGCCCCAUUGGCAUACGUUUGGGCACAGAAGUCUUGCAUACUGUGCUCUGCUUCCUUUCACUCUUGGGGGGGGGCUUUCAAAUGUUCAGGUGAGUGCCCCUCUGCCCUAGGACUGCCCUCACCCUGUCCAUCUGACCUCCCAUAACCUGACCUUCAGCGUGUCUAUUUCAGGGGAUGUUUGGGAAGUGGGACUCUCCUUGCCUUCUUUUUAAUACGUGUAAAAAAUUGA
Molecule: messenger RNA, 1859 nt
Organism: Hipposideros armiger (great roundleaf bat)
Lineage: Eukaryota; Metazoa; Chordata; Mammalia; Chiroptera; Hipposideridae
Product: L-gulonolactone oxidase
Exons: 9
Coding region: 242-1210 (322 amino acids)
Cellular component (GO): membrane
Molecular function (GO): D-arabinono-1,4-lactone oxidase activity; FAD binding
Source: RefSeq, a predicted model, not a curated record